This is a messenger RNA of Hemibagrus wyckioides, 12087 nucleotides long. RefSeq names its product U2AF homology motif (UHM) kinase 1 (gene uhmk1). Bases 402 to 1667 code for a protein of 421 amino acids. NCBI's taxonomy places the organism in Eukaryota, Metazoa, Chordata, Actinopteri, Siluriformes, Bagridae. Gene Ontology annotation, biological process: positive regulation of translational initiation; regulation of protein export from nucleus; peptidyl-serine phosphorylation. The transcript has 8 exons. The record is from RefSeq and is a predicted model, not a curated record. Gene Ontology annotation, cellular component: neuronal ribonucleoprotein granule; nucleus. Gene Ontology annotation, molecular function: ATP binding; protein serine/threonine kinase activity; RNA binding.
UACACCUCGGUAGCUGACCUCAUUUCCGGAACAAUGGCUGCCAAAACAAUGGCAAGAAUGUUUACAACCUCCGAACCCAAUUUAACUCAGCUCCUAAAAUAUAAAGCCCGGGUGUUUAGGCUGUCAGGUGUUUUGUGAACUAUGCCGUGAAUGAUGAGCCGCGGUAUUUAUUUAUGAAGUGCGACACCGCUAACUUAGUUUGCUAAUUCUACUUUGGUAGCUUAGCCACAACAGGUGCUAACUGGACCCGAACCCGGAGCACAGAAUGCCAAGCACGAGACCGUUUUAGUCAGAUCCUGAUGCAUUAGAAUUAACGAGCUCGACAGCCACAUUGCAUACAAUAAGCCUGGCUGGCUAUCCUGUCUUAUGCUAGCAGAGUACAGAGCACUGAGCGCGCAAAAAUGUCCAGUCCAAACGCGAACCCUGCAGUGGCACCUGGGAGCGGAGAGAAGGUGGAUCAGGUCAUGCAGCCGGUUCUGUUCGAAAUCUUUGGGGAGAUCUGGAAGGUGCAGGCUCGGCUGGGACAGGGAGGUUCUGCUUCUGUGUACCGGGUGAGCUCGGCCAGGUCCAGCUCUGCUGCUGUGAAAGAGUUUCUCCUGGAUGCACAAGGCGGAGAUUACGGCUAUCUCAAAGAAAGAUCCGUGCUUGAGGACAUCCAGGGCCACAAAAAUAUCGUGACGCUCUAUGGCGUGUUCACCAAUCACAACCCGCUCGGCAUAGCGACCCGCUGCUUGCUGCUGGAGCUUCUCGAUGUGAGUGUGUCGGACUUGCUGGUGAGAGGCAGCAGCCAGGGUCACUCCAUGUGGCUGAUCCAGCACUGUGCCCGUGAUGUCCUGGAGGCGCUGUGCUUCCUGCACCGAGAGGGAUACGUGCACGCUGACCUCAAGCCACGCAACAUUCUCUGGAGUCCUGAUGACGAGUCCUUCAAGCUCAUCGACUUUGGGCUCAGCUUUAAAGAGGGGCACCAGGAUGUGAAGUACAUCCAGACAGAUGGAUACCGAGCUCCUGAGGCUGAGCUGCAGAACUCUCUGGCUCAGGCAGGACUGGAGGGAGACUCGGGCUGUACCACUGCCGUGGAUCUGUGGAGCCUGGGCAUCAUUCUGCUGGAAAUGUUCUCAGGAAUCAAACUAAAAGAAACCGUCAAGUCUCAGGAAUGGAAGGACAACAGUGCUGCAAUAGUGGAUCACAUCUUUUCUAGCAAUUCGAUGGUGUACCCUGCUAUCCCUGUCUAUCAUCUGAGAGAUCUCAUCAAAAGCAUGCUUCACCACAACUCGAAGCUCAGAAGCACAGCCGAAGCUGCACUGAUCAGCCCCUUCUUCAGUAUUCCUUUUGCUCCUCACAUUGACGACUUGGUUCUGCUGCCUACGCCCGUCCUCAGACUGCUCAACGUAAUCGAUGACAGUCAUUUACACAACGAUGAUGAAUAUGAAGACAUUAUCGAGGACAUGCGAGAAGAGUGUCAGAAAUAUGGAUCGGUCUUAUCGCUGUUGAUUCCGAAAGAAAAUCCUGGAAAAGGCCAGGUCUUCGUCGAGUAUGCAAACGCUGGAGACGCCAAAGAAGCCCAGAGGCUGCUGACAGGCCGCACUUUCGACGGCAAAUUUGUUGUGGCCACUUUCUAUCCGCUGAGUGCCUAUAAAAGAGGUUAUCUGUACCAGACCGUGCAGUGAGGGGCUAACACAAUAACGAUAAUCUACACAACCCGUUCCAGUGUGAAGCCCAUCCUGUUAUCACGGAUCAUCUUUACUAUAAAAGAGUUUUGGUGUGCUUUAAUACACAUACAGUUUUGGAUACAUAUCGGUACGCGAACGUUUGCUUGCUUAUGUAAUGCAAUAAGGAAGUGUGACGCUUUAGAGAUCAGCAGGAAAUAUCUUACAAAAUCUGAUUGUGACACCGACACUGCUUUCACACAAUCAGUUCAGUUUUCUGCUUGAAUUCGUGCUGUUUCUGAAAACCACUCACUUACACUUACAUUUGGAUCCGGAUCGUGUCCCGAUAAGAUUUUAAGCGUGUCUUGUAGUCUCAAUACGGUCUGACUGAAAUCUUUUAGCUGUGUUAGAUGUUAAUAUGCAAAUUACGUCCAAGUAAAUCUGCAUUUACGCUUCUUGCUCGUAAUCUACAUCUGGAUACAAUCCCCGAUACACAUGAAACUCCUUUCUGUCUACUCGUUUCGUGAUUAUCUGAAGUCUGUAUACAUUAUUAGCAAAAACAAAAAGCUUGCUACUCCUUGCACAGUGUAGAAUAUUUUCAAUCUACUUUAAAGUGGCAGAAAUGUUACAGCACAAAAUGUAACAAAGGGGGAUAAUGGAGUUCUCUCUUUCUACUAGAAUUAUGAAGAAGGAAAUUUACUGCAGGACUAUUUUUAAGUGUCACAUCAGUUUUAUUGGCAGUUUGUUCGCCGCUCCUUUUGCUAUAGAACUCAUGCCGUGAUUUUGAGGUCAUGUGUAAAAUCUUUUGUUUUGUAAAAGAAGAUACAUGAGGCCAUCUGGGAAAACCUGGCUAAAUUUCUGGCUAAAAUUAUACGUCUUUCUUUGGAGACAACCGCUUUAGGAAACCACAAAUAUAUUCACACUAAAAUGAAGCUAAAUUUUCCUGUUUUUAGCCGAUCUUGCAGUUCUUUAAGGAUCCGUUUACACAAAUGCAUGGGUAAAAACCUCACUCCUUAAGAGAGAACGUCCUCACACAGCAAAUGUCACGCUUUAUCAAGUUGUCCCAUGGCUACAUGCGGUCAAGAAAUGAACUCAAUUCAGUCUGUAAUCAUAUACCGGCUGUGCCUUUAAAAGGAAUUUGAUUAUGAUCUCUCUUCUGUUGAACCUGAACUGAAUCUCUCAGGCUUAUGUAGGUACUUGAAUGGUUUUCCCAGGCUGCCGCACUCUCCCGUUUGCAUUAAUCACACUGAACCCUUCUUCUGCUCUCUUCGUAGCAGCUCUUCACUGUGGUGCUUUGAUAUUAGUGAUAUUAGAUAUCAUACAUUGUGCAUGCUGCUGUGUUCACAGUGAUGCUUCACCGCGGUUGCAUAAUAGUUUUGUUUUUGUUCGAAACUCUAGAUGAUUCUCAGUUUAUUUCACAAUCCUUUUUUAUUAUUAUUAUUAUUAUUAUGGUUCUGCUUAUUAAGCUUUCCAUACUAGUUCUCUUAUCGGUAUUCGAGAGUAUAAACGAAAACCACAAUCAGGGAUUUUCAGAUAUAGCAGAUGGCUAGCUCUGGCACUGAAUAGUACAAAUAAGAAGCAGGUCUCCGUGACCCGAAGAAUAAAAUGGUCGUUCGAUUAUAUCCGUCCCGGAGAGACUGUGUGUCAAAGAAAAUGUUUUAUGAUAACUUCUGGUUGUGAGAUUUUUUUUCUUCCCCCUCUCUGUAGUAGCUAUAAAAGUUUGCAUGACUUUAUUGAAGCUGUUGAAAGCUCUGCCCAGUGAGUGGUGACUUUGACCCUGCAGUCGCUUUCGGAUCAAGAUAAAGUCUUCCUGGUGUUCGCGAUCGUGAGGAAAAAAUAUAGCAAGCUGUAGACAAUUAUUUUUUUUGUGCUAAGGGUUAAAGGUUGCACAUGUUACUACUGAUUGAAGUGUGUUACCGCGUCGUUUUGGGGAAAGGUGCGGGAUGAACAGGGUACUUUUUCUUUUUCUUUUCUUUUUUUUUUGCAGCGCAUACAUGAGCUGAGCGAUUACUCUUGAAGCUAGAGGUGUAAUGAGUAGUGUUGAAUAAAGCGGAGAGCGUAGCAGUGUUUGGAGUGCUAGGAAGCGAGUUAAGCGCGUUAAUACAGAAACACAUUUUAUAGGUCUAUUUGGAUGACGUGAUUAGUUGAAGAAGGAUAAAAAGGGACGUGCUUAAAGACUCAGCUUGGUGCUGCUGGGAUUCAGACUCUUUCUAUCAUAUAUAUAUAUAUAUAUAUAGAUAGAUAGGGUGUAUACAGGGUGUAUCCUGCCUUGAUGCCAGAUGAUGCCUGAGAUGUGAGAGCACAGGCUCCCCAUGACCCGAGGAUAGUUCGGAUAAUGGAAUGACAAAAGAUACGUAUAUAUAUAAAUAUAUAUAGUCAGCAUGUCACUGCUUUUGUUUUUCGGAUCGUUACUUUGGCUAUGUUUAGUGCUAGGCGUUUAAUAAAUGAUUAUUACUAUUUUUUAAAUAUUAAAUUACACUGCAGGAGUAACAGGUUUACUGAUGUCUACAAAAACCUGGCUCUUCACUUUUGACACAGCACUAGUGCGCUUGGCAUGACCAGGCAUAACAUUAUGACCACCUGCCUAAUAUUGUGUUGGUUCCCAUUUUGCUCUCAAACCAGCCCUGACCCGUCAUGCACUGAAACCUUUCUAUCAGAACCAGCAUUAACUCCUUCAGCAAUUUGAACAACAGUAGCUCGUCUGUUGGAUCGGAUCACGUGCAUCAGUGAGCCUUGGCCCGUCCAUGACCCUGUCACCAGUUCACCUCUGUUCCUUCCUUGGACCACGUUUGAUAGAUACUGAUCACUGCAGACCGGGAACACCCCACAAGAGCUGCAGUUUUGGAGAUGCUCCGAUCCAGUCGUCUAAGUAUCACAAUUUGUCCCUUCAUCAAACUCGCUCAAAUCCUUACGCUUGUCCAUUUUCCCUGCUUCUAACACAUCAACUUUGAGGACAAAAUGUUCACUUGCUGCCUAAUACAUCCCACCCACUAACAGGAGCCAUGAUGAGGAGUGUUAUUCUCUUCACCUGUCAUAAUGUUAUGCCUGAUCAGUGUAUAUGAACGUUUUUAUAUUUAUAAAUCUUUAUAUCACAUAAAGAUUUGUCCAAAUUAAUUUCAUGAGCCAAGUAAACAAGAGUACUCUAAAGCCACUGUGACUCUAGUAUAGACUGUUUAAUUUUAUCCACCCUGCUGAACGAGGAGUGAUACCAUUUAAACAAACCCAUGAUGAGUAAGAAUCCAACAAAGCAUACUGAUACUAGAGAUAUCUUUUUGACGUGUGGCACAUUAAUCACAGGUUAAAUUCCGAAAGGAUCUGUAAAGCUUUGUCAGCAGGUGCUGCCUUUGAACACCUUCGCUCUGAUUAGCCUGCCUCUCUCUGCUAUGUGAGGCGGAACAGGUGAAGGCAUAUUUGCAUAAGUGGUCAGACCGGGUUACUGAGGGCUGAUCUCAUUCAUCACAAAGACAUGAACAAUGGAAAAAAUGGGCAGGUCUCGGUUUUGGUUUAAACUUUGUUUUGCGUUACGCCAGUUGUUAUGAAGAAAGCUUUUUAAAAAUAGACCUGAAUACAUUAUUAUGUGUAUAGGAUAUCCCAAAAGGGGAGUGUGUGUGUGUGUGUAAGAGAGAAAGAAACAGAGAGCACGUGUGAGUGUGUGUGCGUGCGAGUGUGUGUGUGAGAAAGAAACAGAGUGUGUGUGUGUGUGUAUGUGAGAGAGAAGCAAAGAGUGUGUGCAUGUGUGAGAGAGUGAGUGUGUGUGAAAAAGAAGCAAAGAGUGUGUGUGUUAGAAAGAAGCAAAAAGUGCAUGCCUGUGUGUGAGAGAGAGAAGCAGUGUGUGUGUGUGUGUGUGUGUGUGUGUGUGUGUCAGAAAGAAGCAAAGAGUGAGUGAGUGUGUGUGUGUGUGUGUGUGUGUGUGUGUGUCAGAAAGAAGCAAAGAGUGAGUGAGUGUGUGUGUGUGUGUGUGCUCGCAAGAGUUUGUGUGUAUAUGAGAGAGAAACAGAGUGUGUGCGUGUGUUUUUUCCGUGAGGGUGUUUCUGCAAGAGAGUGUAUGUGCAAGUAUGUGUGUGUGUGCGCAUUCACGCAGGGGUGUGUGUGUGUGUGUGAGUGUGUCCUGUCACCUCACACGACGUCUGGUUGGUUUCCGAGAGUGUGUAUACAGGUCAGUGUAGUUUUGGGUUUUCUCUGGAAACAGUGAGUAGGAAGUGAUGCAGCGGAUCAUGUCAGUCAAGCUCGCCCACACAAAACACGCUAAAUCCUACCUACCUUAGGUAUUUAAGCUAUUUAAGAGAUUUACACAUUAUUUCUGCAUGACUGUGUAGUAGAGGUUCUCUGAUAUAAUAUAUCCGGUCAACUCAGCUAUCCGUAUAUUCUGAAUUUGAAUCACAGCAUCAUCGUAAGCGUUGGUUAAAGACGUUACAUCAGCAGUUCCUUCACAGUACUGGGUGAUACCACAAGAUUUUUGGAUAUCAUCAGAUCACAGACUUUUUUUUUUUAUAUAUAUAUACUACUAAAUGACAUUUAGCACAAAAUAUUUAGAACAUGUAUAAUAAACCAUGGUCUUAUAUUAAAAACGUCUUUUAGUAUGCGGUAUUGCCAAACGUAUUGGGACACCCUUCCAAAUCAUGGAAUUCAGGGGUUGGGCUCGGUCCCUUAGUUACAGUGAAAGGAACUCAGCUUCAUACCAAGACAUUUUGGACAAUUUCAUGCUCCCAACUUUGUGGGAACAGUUUGGGGAUGAACCCCUUCCUGUUCCAACAUGACUGAACACCAGUGCACAAGGCAAGGUCCAUAAAGACAUGGAUGAGAGAGUUUGGUGUGAAGGAACUUGACUGACCUCAACCUGAUAGAACACCUUAGAGCAGAGACUGUGAGGCAGGUCAAAACUGGGACGUCUGUCUUUACAUCCACAUGAAUGUAAUAUGGAGUUGUCCUAACCUUUACAGCUAUAACAGCUUCAAAUCUUCUGGGAAGGCUUUGUUCCUCUAGAAGCGCAUUUGUGAGGUCAGGCACUGAUGUUGGACAAGAAGACCUGGCUACAAGUCUCCACUCUUUAUGGACCUUGCUUUGUGCACUGGUGUACAGUCGUGUUGGAACAGGAAGGGGUCAUCCCCAAACUGUUCCCACAAAGUUGGGAGCAUGAAAUUGUCCAAAAUGUCUUGGUAUGAAGCUGAAGCAUUAAGAGUUCCUUUCACUGGAACUAAGGGGCCGAGUCCAACCUCUGAAAACCAUCACCUGAAUUCAAUGAUUUGUUGGGGUGUCCCAAUACUUUUGGCGAUAGCGUACACCACAGUGCCGUUAAAUCCUGGUCAGAUGGUGUUGAUUCAUAUGGUAGAUCCUGCUAGAUGCUUUAUUUUAAUACACUCGUCCUAAUACCCUUCUAUAAUAACGUACAUCACAGAUGAUGCACAUAAGCUAAAUUGUUAAUAUGGUGAAAUUUGUUUUUGUAAGUUGACGUUUAUUUAAAAUUUAUGAUAGCAGCCGGAGGUGAAGCUGUAACUUUAUGUUCUUCAUCAUUCUUCAGGAUGGAGGAUGACGUGUUUGGUAUUUCAGUAACAUAACAAGCUGCACUGUUGCCUUGUCUUAUUAAGCUCGAGAGAGAAAUAAAAGUGAGGCUGGUUAGGUCAUGACUGAGCGAUAACAGGAACUUUUGAAGACGUUCCACAGUAUAAAAGGUAACGAUAACCAGGUUCAAGAUUGUGCCAUGUUGUUCAUUAACGAAUAAAAUUUGUAAUUUUGAAAAAAAAAAAAUUGCUGUAGACGAGGAACAAAACACUUUAUUACACGAUGCUUGUGUGUCAGGGUUGCAUCACACCAUGCUGAAUUAUUAAUGAUUGUCCUAGAAUAGCAAGCAAAGGUGUGUUUGCUGCUUACUAAUUACACACUCCUAGUGCUUCCUCAAAGCAUCUGUCGUGUACGACCUUCUCUUUCCAAGUAACUGAAGGAGGAAAUGAGCUCGCCGGUCCUCUGGAACAGCUUUAAGUUCUCAAUAGUCACACACCAGCACAUAAAUCACCAUCUGCCUGGAUUGUUGCUAACGAUAAUAUGAUAUGAUUGAUACCUCUGUGUGUGUGUGUUGGAAAAGGAGGCAGCGAAAGAGUGUAGUAGGUGUGAAAUCAGCAGAAAGCACACCCAUGUAUUGUGAAAUAUUUGCCUAAAAUCCUCAGUCAUGUCGUUGUAGCCCAGUACUGUGAUUGGAAUUCAAUAUUAUAUAUUUAUCUUAAUGGUAAAUAACAUAUGCAGAGAUGAUUAGCCACGGUAGAAUAUUUUUUAUUAUUAUUAUUUUUUUUGGGGGGCUUAUAUGGCAGCUUAUAUGCAGCCAAAAUCGUUCAGGAUCAAAAAGCACAAAUAUACGCAUCGCUGCCUUCUAGAGAAAUUCUACACUGUGUAAAAAUUGUGCAAUCAGCCGUGCCAAAAAAAUUCGACCCGGACUGACGUUCCGAGUCAAAAUAAAUAAAUAAAUAACGGCAGCAAAAAAAAUAAAUAAAAAAUGACCCGAGGUCGCUGUGAAGCUCGCACCCUGAGUGUGUGAGAUUUAACUCCCAGGGCUCGGAUACUAGUCUGCAGCCUGCUUUUAGUUACAAACACUGAAAAGAGAAAGGGUGAAGUUACUUUCUUGAGAAAUAAAACACAAAGAAAGAAGCAGCACAGAAUGAGGACGUUCACCCAGGUGUGGAAGCAGAAAGCGCCAAACUUCCUUCCCCUCGGGUUGAGUUCGACGUGCGCUCCUUUCUGAAUUCUGCCGAACAGACACAAAGGCACCGCUUCAUAUCGUACCCUCGUAAUCAAUUAUAAAUUAGCGGGUUAAUGUGAUGAUGAGUGGGGUGUUACAUUGCUACUGACACUCCACUACUCUAAUGUAUGCAAAAGAGCUUCUAGACAUGGAUUUAUUCCGAUGAAAAAGUUUGUGAAGCUAAGGAUGAACGCUGGGUAUGUGUUGCAGUAGAACGACCCGACGUGAAACAUUAACAGAUUUUUUUGCAUUUAUUUGAUAUUUUUAGACUUUCUUUUAAUAGAUUUAGCAGCUGAAAGAGCAUAUCUAAACAGGAAAUAGAUGGAAAUAUGUGAAAAAUGUGAAUUUGUUUAGAUGUAGUAAGUGGUCAGUGAUGUACACUGUGUUUCUGGAGAAACAGGAUGGAACUGGUUUUUCCUGCAGCUUUACAAGUAUAGUGCCCUGUUUUUCUAGAAACUUCAUACGUCAAUGAACUCUUAAUGCAGCUUAUUAAUUACUCGUGUACACUGCAGUUACUCCAUAUAUAUAUAUAUAUAUAUAUAUAUAUAUAUAUAUAUAUAUAUAUAUAUCUAUAUAAUAUAUAUAUACACCAAUCAGGCAUAACAUUAUGACCACCUGCCUAAUAUUGUCGGUCCCCCUUUUUGCUGCCAAAACAGCCCUGACCCAUCGAGGCAUGGACUCCACUAGACCCCUGAAAGUGUGCUGUGGAAUCUGGCAACAAGAUGUUAGCAGCGGAUCCUUUAAGUCGUGUAAGUGUCCUUACAACUUAUAGGAAUUUAAGGAUACUUACAGGACUUUUGAUAGAUACUGACCGCUGCAGACCGGGAACACCCCACAUUUUGGAGAUGCCCUGAUCCAGUCGUCCAGCCGUCACAAUUUGACCCUUCGUCAAACUCGCUCAAAUCCUUACGCUUGCCCAUUUUUCCUGCUUCUAACACAAAGGACAAAAUGUUCAUUUGUUGCCUAAUAUAUCCCACCCACUAACAGGUGCCAUGAUGAGGAGAUCAUCAGUGUUAUUCACUUCACCUGUCAUAAUGUUAUGCCUGAUCGGUGUAUGCUUGGGUCCUAUGUCUGAGGCCAUUGUCUGGGCGUAUAAUAUUGAACAUAUGAUUAACGUCUUUGAACAAAAAGGCCAGUUUUUCCUUGUGUCUUAUUCCAACUUUAUAACACACGCCCAGGUGACACUCUCAUGGAUUUGAUUAAACAGGAACCGUCCGGUUUUACACACACUUGUGGAGUCCAGGCCAGCUUGAGUGCACUUAUUAAAGCAAAAUACUAUGAAAUACAUGGAGCCUACUUAAUAAUAAAUUCAUUAUAAUAUAAUUUGUAAUGAAUAUGUUGUUUUCAGUUAGAAAAGAAUGCAAAAUAGAAAGGUUUGCACUGUUGGUCUCAGACUUUUGGACCCUGCUGUAUUUUGUGUGUGUGUGUGUACAAAUUAGAAAGGUAAAGCCGGAAAAUCUGAAUCGUUUGACAGGACAUCACAUGCCUAGAGAGUCUUGCUGUGAAUUUGGGUUUAUUCUUUCAUAAAUAGAGCAAGUUGAUUCUUGCGAUCGUACCAGCUGUCACUCAGUGCAGUUAGAUUUGAAAAUUGCACAAUAGUGUGGAAAUAGUGUGUUCAUUUUAUUACACAGAGGAGCAGUUCUUUAUUUAUUUAUUUUUCAUUUUUUAUAAUAGUUGAAAUUGAUAUUUACCUCAGCUAAAAAUGUGCUCCAAGGAAUUUACCAGAAGGUACUGAGUUAUGCAAAGCUUUAACAUUAUAAUAGAAGAGUGAAAAUACGGACUGAUAAACACUUUCACAGAGAUUCAUGAAAUACUCCAGUCAUUUGAAUCCACAGCAUCUGCCUGUGUGUGUGUGUGUGUGUGUGUGUGUGACUUUCUAUUACACAAAUUGUGUCUAUCCACAAAUUCUGUCAUUGCGUUAACUCUACAGAACCUAAAACCCCCAAAUUUAUAACUCAAGUUUAAAACCAUGUCUGUUCUUAACAAUUCUAUAAAAUUCUAACUUAAAAUGAUAUAAUAACUAGAACUAUUCUAAAUUACUCUGACCAUUCAAACUCGAAUGAUUCUAAAUCUAAAAGUUCUAAUAAUUCAAACUAAUGAUUGUAGGUCUGUAAGUUCUAAUGAUUCUAAAUCAAACACAUCUAAUGAUUCAAACAUGAACAAUUCUAAAUCUGAAAGUUCUAAUGAUUCAAACUCGAAUGAUUCUAAACCUAAAAGUUGAAAUUAUUCACACUUGAAUGAUUCUAAAGCUAAAAGUUGUAAUGAUUCUAACUAAUGAUUCUAAAUCUAAAAUUUUUAAUGAUUUACACUAACGAUUCUAAAUCUAAAAGUUCUAAUGAUUCAAAUGCUGAGAAUUCUAAAUCUAAAAGUUCUAGUGAUUCAGACUAAUGAUUCUAAAUCUAAAAGUUCUAAUGAUUCAGAUGCUGAGAAUUCUAAAUCUAAAAGUUCUAAUGAUUCAAACUAAUGAUUCUAAAUCUAAAAGUUCUAAUGAUUCAGAUGCUGAGAAUUCUAAAUCUAAAAGUUCUAGUGAUUCAGACUAAUGAUUCUAAAUCUAAAAGUUCUAAUGAUUCAGAUGCUGAGAAUUCUAAAUCUAAAAGUUCUAGUGAUUCAGACUAAUGAUUCUAAAUCUAAAAGUUCUAAUGAUUCAGAUGCUGAGAAUUCUAAAUCUAAAAGUUCUAGUGAUUCAGACUAAUGAUUCUAAAUCUAAAAGUUCUAAUGAUUCAGAUGCUGAGAAUUCUAAAUCUAAAAGUUCUAGUGAUUCAGACUAAUGAUUCUAAAUCUAAAAGUUCUAAUGAUUGAAACUCAAAUGAUUCUAAACCUAAAAGUUGAAAUGAUUCAAACUAAUGAUUCUAAAUGUAACAAAUCUUAUUAUUCAAACUCGAAUGAUUCUAAAUCAAACACAUCUAAUGAAUCAAACAUGUGCAAUUCUAAAUCUAAAAGUUCUAAUGAUUCAAACUCGAAUGAUUCUAAACCUAAUGAAUCUAGUGAUUUUAAAUAUUCUCAUUUGAAGAUUUUGACUCGAAUCAUUCUAGUCUAAUAACUCUAAAGCUAUCCAUUUUAAAUCUUAGUAUGAGAAAGACUAAGUAAUCGCUCUCUCAAACACACACACACACACUACAGAUGCCCUGGAAAAGUAAUUCUUUAAGAGUACAGUUACUGAAAUGAAAUGCACUUGUAAUAUCCGAUGCACUCAGAAUGCACAGUGACAAAAAACACGAAAGCUUUCUGGACAUCGCCUAAUAACCAGACAUUCAUUAUUAUUAUUAAAACUCAUGUGAAUCCCAGUUCUUCUGCGAAUCCUAAAGCUUCCGUGUGUUUUGACAAUCAUGAUUUCACCCUGCUUUCCUGUUUUAUUAUCAGCUCAGUGCACUGUACUGUAUAUUACUGCUGUGUGAGGUGAGAACCUGGAGUCUGAAGCUGUUACAACGUAGGAUAUUAUACUAAACUGAGUGAGGUAUCUUUAUUAUGAAUAUAAAGCUAUGCUGUAUGUAGACGGAUUAGGCUUAGUUUCCUGAAAGCGCUGUAGCUUAAGAUUCAUAUUCGAGAGAGAGCAUUUGUGUGCUGUUCAUUAGACAAAGGCUCUGUGGAGUAUUUCUCUACUGUUUGAAGCUACAGUGUAUUUGUGGAAAUUUGUGCCAUUUUUAAGCACGUGUCCAGGACUCUGUAUUGACCGAGUGAUGCUCAUGUUUCUCACAAUAAAAAUGUCACGAACAA